Molecule: messenger RNA, 350 nt
Organism: Cokeromyces recurvatus
Lineage: Eukaryota; Fungi; Mucoromycota; Mucoromycetes; Mucorales; Mucoraceae
Exons: 1
Coding region: 99-305 (68 amino acids)
Source: RefSeq, a predicted model, not a curated record
AAACAUGUAUACAAGUAUAAUAAAAUUGUCUUUCUCCCCUCCCCCAAUGCUUGAAAGAUGAAUGUAAUACAAGCUUUUUCUUUCUUUUUGUUUGUAAAAUGGUGCACGAGCCUUCAAAAUUGAGCCUUGUCAUAAUUAAGCUUUUUUUUCCUUUUGAUAUUGCAUUUAUUAUUGUUUACUUUAUAAACAAUUUAUACACUUGCCUCAAAAAUACAUAUAAAAAUAUUGCAUCAUUGUUGUUGCUGUUUUUAUUAUUUUGGAUUAAACAAGUCAAUGUUAGGCUUUCUAUACAACAUUUUGAUUAAAUCAGUGUAACUUGCCUAAAGUGAAAAAAUAAAAUAAAAUAAAAA